Fibroporia radiculosa is the source of this 102-nucleotide messenger RNA. RefSeq lists its product as uncharacterized. The coding region runs from base 1 to 102 and encodes 33 amino acids. The record is from RefSeq and is a predicted model, not a curated record. NCBI's taxonomy places the organism in Eukaryota, Fungi, Basidiomycota, Agaricomycetes, Polyporales, Fibroporiaceae. The transcript has 2 exons.
AUGCUUUGGAUGGCAUCCAGCUCGAGCGCGGAAAGUCGCCUUCGCGACCUGACGGAGCUUGGAGAUAGAGAUGAGGAGAGGCUUGCGGAGGCAGGCUGGUAG